Molecule: messenger RNA, 4008 nt
Organism: Ophidiomyces ophidiicola
Lineage: Eukaryota; Fungi; Ascomycota; Eurotiomycetes; Onygenales; Onygenaceae
Exons: 20
Coding region: 1-4008 (1335 amino acids)
Biological process (GO): intracellular calcium ion homeostasis
Cellular component (GO): membrane
Molecular function (GO): P-type ion transporter activity; ATP hydrolysis activity; ATPase-coupled monoatomic cation transmembrane transporter activity
Source: RefSeq, a predicted model, not a curated record
AUGGAGAGUGAUCCCGCUCGCUCGUUCCCAUAUGGAGAUGAUGAAGCCUACUGUCCGCCCUUUCACCGGGUGGAUUCAACAAGGAGCAGGAGCAUGAGUAUCGUGUCCGAUGUCGAAAUGGCCCACGAUGAGGUCUAUGCCGGUCCUGUUUCUGAGAGUAUACCUUCCAGCGUCGCGUCUUUCGUUCAUCGCCGGUCGCGGCGGGAGUCGACUGUCAGUUUCACGUAUUUUGAGGAGAGCACGGAGACUCCCGAUUGGAUUGACGAAAACGCCGUGGUGGAUGAAAGUGAGCUAGAACUUGGUGACGAUGUGGAUGGAGAUAUCGAUAUGGGAAUAUCAAGAGGCUCGCUCCACUUUUUGGACCGUUCGCGCUCACGGAGCUCAGUGGAACAUCCUUUACUGCAGGGAGAGGACCCAGGCCGUGAACGGUAUACAGCUCCACCCUCCGGUGAAACUGUCAGCCAGAAGGUUUAUAUUGUGACUGAAGAUUUAACUGCCGUAAUCGCUGGGUUUUCUACAAGUACCGUCGGCUCUACCGUAUACCUAGCCAUCUGUUUUUUAACGUUUGGUCUUGGCUACCUCGUAUUCAGAUGGCUCCCUCGAUGGCGUAUCAGGCUUAUCGGGCACCCAGAGACAUUACAACGCUGUCAAUGGGUUGCGAUUGAGGAUCAAUGGGGCCAAUUCACCAUUGAAGAUGUCACAAAUACAAGUUAUGAUCGCCCAUUAUCUACAGUGUUUGGUCCUUCUUGCAAAGAAGCCGAAUUCCCAAUGUUUGAAGACGACAAUGAUCCACUACUGCCAUACCUGCGCUUUGUAGAUUACCAUUACGUUCGCUUUUGCUACCAACCUCUGGAGGAUAAGUUCAUGCAUACUGGGGAUUGGAAAGAUCCUAUGUGGGCCAAUGUGAAAUCUCUAAGAGAAGGCUUAGAUGCGGAUGAGAGGGACCGCCGAGAGCAAGUAUUUGGCCAAAACAUUAUCGAUAUUCAUCAAAAAUCUACACUCCAGAUUAUGAUUGACGAAGCAUUUCACCCUUUUUAUCUAUUUCAAGUUGCCAGUUUAAUUCUGUGGUCACUGGAUGAAUACUACUAUUAUGCUGCAUGUAUUUUUCUCAUUUCGAUAUUUAGUAUCGGUGCAACAACAUUUGAAACAAAGUCGGCUAUGGAACGCCUGAGAGAUAUAUCACACUUUGAGUGUGAUGUGAGAGUCUUACGAAGCGGAUUUUGGAGGCCGAUACCUUCGCGAGACCUAGUUCCUGGGGAUGUAUUCGAAAUCUCCGAUCCCUCUCUUACACAGGUACCCUGCGAUUGCCUGCUUUUAUCUGGAGACUGCAUCGUGAAUGAGAGCAUGCUUACAGGUGAAUCUGUGCCGGUCUCAAAGCUGCCCACCACCAACGACGCUCUGGCUUCUCUAAAUUUAAAUGCGCCAUCCGUUCAACCCAGCGUUGCCCGACAUUUCCUCUUUUGUGGCACUCGCAUCAUUCGCGCAAGGCGCCCUCAGGGCCCCGAGGCAGAUGAGGCCGCUGCCUUAGCUAUGGUUGUAAGGACUGGGUUUAAUACAACUAAAGGCGCGCUUGUCAGAUCAAUGCUGUUUCCAAAGCCUUCCGGUUUUAAAUUCUACAGAGACUCCUUUCGAUAUAUUUUAGUUAUGAGCUUUGUUGCUGGCCUUGGUUUCAUUGCUUCAUUCGUAAACUUUCUUCGGCUUGGGGUCUCAUGGCACACAAUAAUUGUCCGGGCUCUCGACCUCAUUACUAUUGUAGUGCCACCAGCCCUCCCCGCAACUCUCACAAUCGGUACCAAUUUUGCCCUUUCUAGGCUAAAGAAACAGGAGAUUUUUUGUAUUAGCCCGCAGAGAGUCAACGUGGCUGGGAAGCUUGACGUUGUUUGCUUUGAUAAAACCGGGACACUCACAGAAGAUGGACUUGACGUCUUGGGAGUUAGACUCGUCAACCAAGACUUCAGGUUCAGUGAUCUAUUGAGCGAUUCUUACUCAAUACUUCCAUACCCUUUGCAUGAAAGAGAUCCGACAAUAGAUUACAACUUCAAUGCUGCUAUUCUUUAUACAAUGGCAACUUGCCAUACCUUAAAAAUCCAUGAUGGUGAAUUGAUAGGCGAUCCGCUAGAUGUUAAAAUGUUUGAGUUCACAAAUUGGUCUUACGAAGAAGGAAACCAUGCUUUAGAUGCAGAUGAAGAAGCAGGAAAAUUCAUUCCCUCUGUUGCACGUGCCCCAUCCGCUUCAGCAUCCAGUGCUCCGGGAGGUGAAACUCAUCUUCCUACAGAGCUAUCUAUUCUGAGGACUUUUGAAUUUGUCUCGCAACUUCGCCGAUCUAGUGUAAUAGUACGGGAACCCGGUGACCCAGGUAUUACCAUCUUCACUAAGGGAGCUCCAGAGUCGUUCAUGGACAUAUGUACCCCAAAGUCAUUGCCCCCCGAUUUUACAGAGCUUCUCAACUUUUACACCCAUCGUGGAUAUCGCGUCAUUGCCUGCGCAACAAAACACAUAGAAGAUCUCGAUUGGGCCAGUGUUGUGAGACUAGCUCGGUCGGAAGUCGAAUCUGAUCUCAAUUUCAUUGGUUUCAUUGUAUUUGAGAAUAAACUAAAGCCAAAUACUGCAGGCGUAAUCAAAGAAUUACAUUCUGCAAACAUUCGGAAUGUUAUGUGCACUGGAGACAAUAUUCUUACUGCAAUUAGUGUUGCCCGAGAAUCUGGAUUUAUUCAAGACUCUUCUCAUUGCUUUUUUCCUUAUUUCGUCGAAGGGAGCCCAUAUGACCCCAAAGCUCGCUUACGUUGGGAGAGCACGGACAAUCCGGAUUAUCGGCUAGAUGAGUAUACGCUGAAGCCUCUGCAAUCUCCUACCACACCCGAUGUUUCGGUUCCAUACCAUAACUAUAACGGGUUUAAGUACUCUAUUGCAGUAACCGGAGAUGUAUUUCGGUGGGUGGUUGAUUACGGGUCUGAAGAAGUGCUUAAUAAGGUAAUAAUCAAGAUAUAUCUACUAGCUCAGGCAUCUGACGAUAUUCAGAUGCUAGUUCACGGUCAGGUCUUUGCGCGUAUGUCACCUGAUGAGAAACAUGAGCUUGUUGAAAAGCUACAGUCCCUUGAUUAUGUUUGUGGAUUCUGUGGUGAUGGUGCGAAUGACUGUGGCGCUUUAAAAGCGGCAGAUGUUGGUAUUUCGUUAUCAGAAGCAGAGGCUUCUGUAGCUGCCCCGUUCACUAGUAGGGUAUUUGAUAUAUCAUGUGUCCCAAGACUUAUCAGAGAGGGAAGGGCGGCACUUGUCACAAGCUUUUGCUGUUUCAAAUACAUGAGCCUUUAUUCCGCGAUUCAGUUUACUUCGGUCAGCUUUCUUUACGCAUCCGCAUCAAACUUGGGUGAUUUUCAAUUCCUUUACAUUGAUCUUGCUCUCAUUUUGCCAAUUGCAAUUUUUAUGGGUUGGAUCGGGCCUUACUCAAAACUCUGUCGAAAACGCCCCACAGCCAAUCUCGUUUCUCGAAAAGUCCUAACGCCGCUUUUGGGUCAAAUAAUCAUUUGUAUCCUUAUACAAUUUAUAGCCUUCGAAACAGUUCAAAAACAAAAAUGGUAUAUUCCCCCAAAACUUAACUUGAACGACACCAGUAUAGAAAAUUCGCAAAAUUCCGCCUUGUUUCUCGUAUCAUGCUUCCAAUACAUAUUUGCCGGCUUGAUAUUGAGUGUAGGUCGACCAUUCCGCCAGCCAAUGACCUCAAAUGUGCCAUUUGUUGCCGUUAUUAUUGUGACUAUCUUGAUAUCUUCCUAUAUGCUCUUCCAGCCAGCAGAUUGGCUUUUUAGUCUGAUGCAGCUGACGUACAUGUCAACUCUUUUUAAGACUUGGCUAGUUCUGCUUUCUUUAGGAGGCUUUGCUGUUGGGUAUAUUUCAGAGGAGCAUCUUUUCUUGAGUCUUUCUAGGGUAAUUGGUAUUGCCUACCGGACAUGCUGUCCCAACGAGCAAAAGAAGAGGCGCCGAUAUAAAACGCUUCUAGAAGAGCAGCUCAGCUGA